Molecule: messenger RNA, 4475 nt
Organism: Tachysurus fulvidraco (yellow catfish)
Lineage: Eukaryota; Metazoa; Chordata; Actinopteri; Siluriformes; Bagridae
Product: immunoglobulin superfamily member 3-like
Exons: 10
Coding region: 167-3559 (1130 amino acids)
Source: RefSeq, a predicted model, not a curated record
AUUUUUAAGAAUUGUUUCAAAAGACGACAGGAAACCCACGUCUUGUCUCAUUUCCUGUUGGCCUACAUCACGAUUUCAGUCUGACUCAUUUAGCUAAACUAUGAGCACAUUCUACACAGAUGUGUUAAUAGUCUUAUGGUGAAAAACGUAAUUUGUGCAGUUUAAGAUGUGUUUUCUUCAACCUCAGCUGUGGCGUCUCCUCCUGAUGAUGAGUCUCGGAGGACUCUUUCAGACCGAUGUUUGUGCCGGCCAGCAUUUGGUAGAGAUGCAGGAGGGUCCAUUAUACCGUGUGAAAGGAUUUCCAAUGUCUAUCUCCUGUCAUGUUAGUGGCCUUAAACAUUCAAGAACUCAAGAUUUUGCUUUUUCAAUCUUUCAGUCAAAGAAGCCAGAGGUUCAAAUCCAAAUUAUUAGCACUUUUGACCAAUCUUAUGCUUAUGCAAUGUACUCUAAAAGAGUGCGGGAGAAAAAUAUUGUGAUUGAAAGGCAGUCAGAGACUUCAGUUAUUUUCCACAUUAAGUCUCUGGAAGCAGACGAUUCUGGAGAAUAUGAAUGUUACACUCCAAAUAGAGAUGGGGUGUAUUUCGGAACCUACAAUGCAAAAACAACAGUGAAUGUGAUUGAGGAUACUUUGUUGGCAUCAUACUCUGGACCUGCAUCUCUUAGCGUCUUUGUAGGUGAAUCCAUUCAGCUUGAAUGCCAUGUCUCCAGUCAGACCUUUCAACACACUCAUCUGUCUGUUACCUGGUAUCUGCGUGGUAGCACUGACACUCGACCUAUCAUCAGUUUGGAUCGAGAUUUAACUGUAAGGCCUGGAGCAGAGUAUGAGCACAGAUAUAAUUCUGGGUUCAUAACUAUGGAGAAGAUAGAAGACACCACUUACAGACUCAAGAUAACUCAGGUACAGCAGUCUGACAGUGGUGAGAUCUACUGCCAGGCUGACGAGUGGAUCCAGGACCUAGAUCGCUCUUGGAUGAGGAUUUGCUACAGAAAUUCUACAGGCUCAAACAUAGAGGUCAAAACUCUAGCUCAUGAAGAGGGAUCAUUUGUUACUCAAAUUCAGGUUCUGAAUGGGGCCCUUGAGGAAGGAGACAUGAUGGAGAUCCACUGCAGAUUAGAGGCUCAGAAUCUACCUGGAUAUUUGUUCUCCAUGACUUGGCUGAGAAACAACAUGAUUGUAGCUCAAAUUGAUCACAAUGGUGUGCAGACUGUAGAUGAUGCCUACAUGAAAAGAGAGAAAGAUGGUGAACUGAGAACUGUGAAGAAGAAAAAUACAAUCUUCAUUCUAACUAUCCAUCCAGUCAGGGUAGAAGAUCAAGGCAUCUAUCAGUGUAAAGCUGAACAAGUAGAGAAGCUAGGGACUGGGCCGUUCGAAAGAAAAAGCCAGCUAUCACACGAAGAAACUGUGCACAUCAGAACCAAAGAGAGUAGUUUGGCUGUGGUCAUGACAAAGCAGCUGGUUUCUGUGACUGAAGGGGAAACACUACAAAUCAUCUGCAGUGUCUCUGGAACCAAAGGCCUGCUGUCUGUGUCAUGGCAGCACAAAAAAUCCUCAGGCAGCUCUUUCAGCGAUGUUAUAACCCUGAGUCGUGAGGGGGUGAUGGGAGAUGUAGGGGCUCAGUAUCAGCACAGGGGUGUACGUACAUUUCGGUCUAAUGUUGCAGAUUUCAUUUUGCAGUUAAGUGGAGCUCUUCUUUCUGACAGUGGUGAAUAUAUGUGCACUGUGUCUGAGUGGAGUAUAGAGAGCAAUGGCAACCUGAAGAAAGUGAACAGCCAGUCACAGCAAGGCCAGAUUUCAGUUAAUUCUAUUGAAUCACUUGUAAAAGUGGGAUUGAAAAGUCGUGACACAUCUGUAACUGAGAACUCUACAAUAAAAAUGAUUUGCUCGGUAAAAGCACCUAAAAUUUCCUUAGCUGUGAGUUGGAUGUUUGAACUACAGAAUUCAACAGCUCAAAAAAACAUUAUAUGUAUGGAUCAUACUGGAAGCAUAUCCUGUGGAGGACAGCAGCAGGACUAUCAGGUAGAAACGCAAGUGCGAGAAUCGAGCACAGAUUUUAUUCUCAAGGUGUUGAGAGCAAGUAAGCGACAAGAGGGACGGUACAGGUGCCAGAUUGAUGCAUAUGACAAAAAUAUUCAGAAGACCAAGAAACUGUCUAAUUUACUGGCCGUCACUGUACACAGACCUGAUAGCAAGCUGUCUGUCUCCACCAGCCUUAGGUCUCCUCUGAAAAUCCAAGCCAAUAGUGAUGGAGUGAUUAAUUGCUUGGUGUCCACAGCAACUUCUGAUUCUUCUCGUUUUGAGGUAACAUGGACACGUGGCACCCAGACAUUGCUGAAAAUGGAACCAGAAGGAGUGGUCACUCUGGAAACAGAUGAAAGGAUCAGCAUAAUAAGGACUGAUAGAAAGACCUUCCAAUUGAGGAUACAACAGGUGAAGGCAACAGACAGCGGACACUACCGCUGUUCUGUACAGGAAUGGAUUCAAGAUCCCGAUGGCAUCUGGUAUGGUCUUGACACAAAGUCUGUCACCAGGGAACUAGUUGUAGUUGAAAAAGAAAGUGAUUUUAGCAUGGAUAAAUCUAAUGUUCAGCUGAAGGCCACAGAAGGCGAACAGGUGAAACUCAGCUGCUCCCUGGGGCCUGGUGUACUUGACCAUACAUUUCGUUACUCUCUGAGCUGGUUCUUCCAACAAGAUCAGAGUUCCUCCAUAAUUAAGCUACUUACCUACAGCCAUGAUGGGCGUCUUAUGUUCCAAGUAUCUGAUCCAGAUCUUCAACAUAGACUUUAUUUCUCCAGACCCACUUUUAGUGUCUUUCAUCUGUCCAUCUUGAAUUCCAUCCCAUCUGACAGUGGAAGUUAUUAUUGUGAAGUAGAUCAGUAUCAGUAUGAUUGCAAAAGCAAAUGGGAAAGGAAAGCGAGCGACAAAUCCGGGUUUUCCAAUGUCACUGUACAUUCUAUAGAGAGCAAGCUGCAUGUACACAAAUCUAGUCGCUUUCUCAACGUUACUGACAUUCAGACCGGCUUCAUGGUGGAGUGUGAGAUCAGCUCACGUUCUAGCGAGAAGUCUGUGCUUGAAGUAAUCUGGUCCAGGAGGCAGAGAGACAACCAGCCUCAAAAUAUUUUCACUGCGAGUCGAGAUGGAACUCUACACAGCACGAUCCUUGAUAGAACUCUGGUGUAUGACCGGCCCAGUACCACUUGCUACACACUCACUGUACCCAAUGUUGAUGCUUCUGAUAAUGGCCAGUACCAGUGUCAGGUUAUAGAAUGGCUACAGACAGCUGCUAACACCUGGAGGAAGGUGGCUGAAGACAAAUCAGGAGAAAUUUCUGUCAAUGUCCCUGUUAAAGCACCUAUAUAUGAACCAGGAUGGUCUUCUGGAGUACCACUGUACAUCCUCAUUGUUCUGAUUUUCUUCCUGCUUGCGAUUGUUGUAUUUCUGUGGAUUAAACUUAAAAAGAUCAAAUCUGCUUCAAAAAAACAGGAGAAAUCUCUGUGGGCUGAAAAUAUGCCACUUAGUGCUGUUACAGAAACAGCAGCAGGUAAAAUGGACGGUGACUAAAGCUGAAAAUCACAUUUUUACUGACUUUUAAGACUUUAAUGUGUCCAUACUAUGUUAUGCAGUAUGAGAAUUAAGAUCCUGAAACAUCUGCCUUAUAGAAUAUCAGUAUGAUGACCAUAGACAUGUUUUUAACUUUCAUAGUUUUAUUGAAUUACAGUACAUUCUUACUUAAACAUGGUCUGUUAAUUGCUAAGAUUCUGCUUUUUUUAAACCUUACAUCUGUGCAAACAUAAAACAUCAGUAUAAAAAGAGGAAGUUAGAUUUUGUGGUAAGAUGUGCAGAGUAAAGACUUGACACAGGACUUGUAGUUUUUGUUGCAGUGUAAGCAGUAGAUUAAACAUAUAGUGGGUAAAAACUUUCUUGAAUAGAAUGAGUAUCUGCUUUGGAUAAAUGAAGUUGAUGCAUUAAGUUGAUAGCUGGCAAACCUGUAUGUACCUGUUUCUCUUUGUAUGUUUUAAUGUCAGUUUGUGUAACAAAGAUGUGACCUUUUAAUGCUUUAUUUAAAUAUAGUUUAUUUAAACAUUAUAGUAGUUUAUUAUCUGACUUUUUUAAAGGUAUUUUUGAUAAUAAUAGCUCUUGUAAAUUGUAUUAGAAUUAAAACAUCUAGAAAGUAAAACAACAAACAACUUUUGUACAACUAACUGCCUCUGUGGUAAGAUGUUUAGUUAAGAAACAGGAAACACCAAAUAUGUCAAAAUGCAUUAGGAGAACCAUGAAUAGAUAUUCUUUAUCAUGUCAACUACAGAGUGUCAGAGACAAUGAUUUACAUAUAACACCACAACCCAGUGUCUGGCACCUGUCUGUCUGUCUGUGUCUCUGUCCGUCCUUUUAAUCUUACAUCAUUUCAUGGCCUUGUAAGUUCCCUGGUGAAAGUGUUAAAUGUUGCAAUACAUUUAAAAAUUCCUCUUUCUUUGUA